AUGAAUUCAACCAAUAACAUUAAAUUCAAUGCGCGAAUAAAAUCACAACAGAAAAUUUUAAUUAUCUUACUCUUCAUUGCUAUGGGAAUGGGUGUACUCUGCUUUUUUGCUACCCACAUCGAAGUAGCAUCUCGAUUGCAAACGAUUGAUGGAAAAGUUAAAGAAAUCUUCGAUAUUCUCGAUGAAAUCGAUUUAGCCUUAGUUAUUGAAUGUCUGUCACUUUUUUUUGUAAUUAAAUUGGAUCGUCUCGGUAUACUUAUAUUUGCAUGGAUUGAAGUAAACUAUUUGAUUCUUAUGACAGUUAGUAUAGUAUUCAUGGGUGUCAUUUAUGUUGAUGAAUCAUCAACGAGCGAUAAUGAUCCAAAAGAGACUCAAUCAGCUGUCGCAAAUAGUAUUUAUAUAGUUAUCAUGAUUGCUGGUGUGAUCACUAUAAUUGUAUCUAUUCUGAAAAUUACCUUCAUGUUUAAAUUAGCGAAAUCUUUGAAACAACGAACUCAAGAAGAUGCACAACAACAAUAUCCUUUGAUUUGA
Messenger RNA from Rotaria socialis, 531 nucleotides. NCBI's taxonomy places the organism in Eukaryota, Metazoa, Rotifera, Eurotatoria, Philodinida, Philodinidae. The record is from the annotation of a GenBank genome assembly.